GCGAGUGGUGAUCGAGUAAAGAGCUCCCUGUAGUUGUUCUUGUUUCAGUCUUUAGCGUUAUUGGUGUAGGUCACGUAUCUUAAUUUGUAGCCCUAUUUUAAAUUUGUAUUCAAAUGUGUCUUAAUAAUUGAUAAUUAUUAAUAUUAAUCAUUAAUAUUGAUGUUAAUAUUAAUUUUAAUGGUAUAAAAAGUCAAAUUUUGGAUUUUAACCGGUUAGUUUUUGGAUAUUGAUUGUCCAAGUGAGCACGUGCGUUCGGAAAAUGUUGUGGGAAACUGUUACGGAUUCUUGUGAAGUUUAUCAGUGCACAAGGCUGUUCAAAAAUGUCUUCAAAAUAAAAGGGACGCCGGAAGGUGCAAUGAAAUCGCGUUUGAAGUCUCGUCGCUCGGCAACCAUGACCUCCAGACGGGUCUCCAGCCCGGAGUUCUCGUGUUUGUCUAUCGACAACAAGGAGAAUGGUGGCGCCAUCUGUAGUCCGCUUAGUAGUAUGAAGAGUCCUCUUAAGAAGUCAAGGCUGCAUAGCCUUCGCUCUCCCCUGGAAGACUACGACCCAAACAGCCAAGACAGCGGAUAUGGAGCCUCAUCAGAAUCUUUAUCCACCUUCCGGUUCUUAGAACCCCAUGGAGUGGCUCCUCGUCGAAUUUCAAUGGACAGAAGUCCGCAGCAGUCUCCAAUUCGUUCUUCUCCGCACCGUCGGCCAGUUUCGAGUCUCCGACGACGUUUAUCAGCCGACCCGGAGCUGGAGUCGAUGGACGACGGGUUCAACGAGCUGAUUGACCUGGACAACUUCCUGGACUCAAACGGAUCGAUGCCCAACGACUUGAGCACGUUAAUCUCCGGAGCGAUUUUCGAGAAACCGAUGGAGUGCGACGCAACGACUCCAGAAUCUCGUCCCCGCCCUCCAGGAGUCCGUCGGUCGUUGUCCCUCCAGGCGACUAGCCCCGAGCACGAUACUCCGCCAUUAUCCAAGGUCAGGUCUUGUCUCUUCAGGUCGCCGACUGCCACCUCAUCGACCUCCAAGCUCAAGUACCAGGACAAGCCUCGGGCUUUGUUCGCUGAUUCUCCAGACUCAAGAGUUCCAGCUCCAGUAAGAAGUUUCAAGCGUCCGGAACCGCCCUCGGACUCCAGUCCCGUCCUGGUCAAGCGGACUAAAAAGACCUCCAGCCUCAAGGAAAUUUCGGAGAAUUCUGAACGGAAGGCUGCCCUCCAGAGGUCCUUCUCGGAGCCUGAAGCUCAUGCGCAUAUCAAGUCUGCUAUUCAUAGAAGCACCACUGAUGCUGAUCUUACUGGAGACUUUUCCAAGACUUGUAUUUUGCCUUUGGCUGAAGGUCAUCAUGAGGAUUUGAAGUCUAUCACUGCUGAGACUCUAGCUAGACUUAUCAAGGGAGAGUUUAAUGAAAGAGUCGCCAGCUAUAAGAUUGUUGACUGCAGGUAUCCUUACGAAUACGAAGCAGGCCACAUCGAAGGUGCUCUAAACUUAUACACAAAAGACCUAAUCGAAGAGUACCUGAUGAAACCCUUACAAGAACGUCCAGAAAUCCAACCAGAUAGUGACCGUCGCAGCAUCCUAGUGUUCCACUGUGAGUUCUCCUGGGAGCGAGGUCCUAACCUCUCCAGGUUCCUCCGGAACAUCGACCGAAAAUUGAACAAAGAGCACUACCCCGCUCUGCACUACCCGGAGAUCUAUCUUCUUCACGGCGGGUACCAGCAGUUCUACCGCGCCCAGAUGGAGCUCUGCACUCCCCAGGGCUACAGACCCAUGACUCACCCCGACCACGAGGAAGACCUCCGAAGGUUCCGUAGUAAAAGCAAGAGCUGGCAAGGUGAAAAACGCGUCGGGCUUAACAGGGGUAACCUCAAGAGACUCGGGUUCUAAAAGUGCAAAAUUUUUAUUUUAUUUUUAUUUUAUUUUGUGUACAUAUUUGAGAUUUGGGGCGGGUUUUUUUUUAUUUCACUAGCAGACUCAUUAUCAUUAUUAUUAUUAUUUUCAUUUUUUUUAUAAUUGUUUCGAGGUCUGGAGGAAUACAUAUCAAAAUUUCAGAUAAAUCGGUCAAGUAGAUUCGGAGAUAUUGAUGAAAAUAUAAGUGUAUUAAUUUCGAAAGUCAAUGCAGUCAAAAUUUUUUAUUAUUUUUGAACGUUAGAAAAAAAAGUAAGGAUAUUAUUAUUAUUUUGAUCGAAAAUAUGUCUUCAUUCAUUUUGAAUGUCAAUGUCGUAAAAAAUGAAUUUUUUAAAUUUAUAUAUAAAUUUAAUGGUAUAGAAAAUUGAUUAUUUUAAUUUUGAGCGUCAAUGCAGAAUGUUUUGAAUUUAAGAGGCAAUGUGUAACAAAAUUUCAUUUUUUAAAUAAAAAUAAGAAUUAUAAUUAAAUAAACAAAGAAUUGACAACAAACUGUAUUGAUUUUGAGCGUCAAUUCCGACUACAUUUAUAUAGAUAUCCAAUGUAGUCAAAAUGUCACUUUUUAUUAUUUUGAUCAAAAAUAUAACUGCAUUGAUUUCAAGUGACAAUGCAGUAAAAAUGACAUUUUUGUGGAUUUCUUAAAUUAUUAUAAUUGAAUUUAAUAGUAUAGAAAAUUAAUUGUUUUGAUUUUGAACGUCAAUGCAGACUGCUUUGAAUUUAAGAGUCAAUGCAGUAACAAAAUUUCAUUUUCAGUUGAGAAAAAUUAUUAAUUAGUUUCAUUAAAUAAAUUGAGUAUUGACAAUGUUUUCUGCAUUGAUUUUAAGCCACAAUAUCGACUACAUUGAUAUCGAAAGCCAAUACAGUCAAAAAUGUCAUUUUUAUUAUUUUUAAAAUUUUUAACAGAAAUAAUAAGGAUAUUAUAAUUAUUUUGAUAAAAAAAUAUGACUGUAUUUAUUUCGAAAGUCAAUGUAGUAACAAAAUUUCAUUCUUUAGUUGAAAAAACACAAUUUAGUGUCAUUAAAUAAAUACAGAAUUGAAAAUAUUUUCUGCAUUGGUUUCGAGCGUCAAUUCCGAAGGCCUUAAUAUUGAGAGUCAAUGCCGUAAAAAUGUCAUUUUUAAGCUAAAAACAAAAAUUUAGUGGCAAUUUUUGUGAAUUGCAAAUUGACAAUUACAAAGUAUUUUGAUUGUGCCAAUGCAGACUGUUUUGAUAUCGAGAGUCAAUGCAGUAACAAUCUUUCAUUUUUUAAGUUAAAAAACAAGAUUUACAGUUUAAUGUCUUUAAAUAAAAAAUUGACUUUCUUCAUAAAGAAUUGACAAUAUUUACUGCAUUGAUUUUUAACAGUAAUGCCAAGUACUUUGAUAUCGAAAGUCAAUGCAGUAGCAAAUGUCAUUUUUUAGUUACGAAAAAAAACAAAAUUUACAAUUUGAUGCCAUUAAAUAAAUAAAGAAUUGACAAUAUUUACUGCAUUGACUUUUAGUGUCAAUGUCGUAGCAAAAUGUAUUUUUUAGCUCAAAAAAAAUUUGAUUUGAUGUCAUAUUAACUAGACAAUUGAUAAGACUUACUGCAUUGAUUUUAAGAGUCAAUGUAGCUACAAAAUUGUUUUUAAUUUGAGUGUCAAUGCAGUAAAAAAAUUUGUAGUUAAAAAAACAUUACUAAUUUUUUUUUCAGGUACCCAUAAUAAUAAUAGAAAAAAAUUUCAAACUUAAAAAAAAUUGUGAUAAAUAAAUAAAAAAAAAUUUGUACAACAAAAUUAAAAACAAAAAAUGAAUCUGCUAAAUAAAAAAUCUCGCGUGGAAAAGAAGUAUGUUUCGGAGUCGAAAAUGCAAUAGCCUAGUCUUUUGAUAAUUAAUUAUAACCAUAAUUAUUAUUAUCAAUAUUAUUGUUUAUUAUUAUUAUUUUAUAAUUUUUUAUCGACAGUUUUUUUUUUUUUUUUUUCGAUAAUUAGUUAUUGAGAGACAGAGGCCUAAGGAGUAGAAAUAUAAAGUAUUUUUUUUAUAGAGGGCAGGCAUCCCAACUUGUAUAAAUAUCAUUCAUUAUUAUUAUUAUGAUUAUUAUUAUUAUUAUUAAUAUUAUUAUUAUUAUUUAAUAUAAUUGUGUGGGAUGUUUGAUAGGAAUGAAAAGAUAAGUAAGCUAGCAAAAAGAAUGGAAAUUUGAAUGAGAAAUGCUGGAAGUUUACUAAAAAUGUGCAAAUUAUAUUAAUUAUAUAUUUUAUGUGAAUUUGAUACAAUUGAUAAGUUAUUAUUAUUAGUUUAAUUAAAGAAGCUAGUUUCGGCUUAUGUUGAAUCGAAUUUAAAGAAGAAUAAAGUAUAAAUAUUGUCUUAA
Molecule: messenger RNA, 4214 nt
Organism: Cotesia glomerata
Lineage: Eukaryota; Metazoa; Arthropoda; Insecta; Hymenoptera; Braconidae
Product: M-phase inducer phosphatase-like
Exons: 4
Coding region: 260-1873 (537 amino acids)
Biological process (GO): protein dephosphorylation; G2/M transition of mitotic cell cycle; positive regulation of G2/M transition of mitotic cell cycle
Cellular component (GO): cytoplasm; nucleus
Molecular function (GO): protein tyrosine phosphatase activity
Source: RefSeq, a predicted model, not a curated record